This is a messenger RNA of Rhizophagus irregularis DAOM 181602=DAOM 197198, 1356 nucleotides long. NCBI's taxonomy places the organism in Eukaryota, Fungi, Glomeromycota, Glomeromycetes, Glomerales, Glomeraceae. The record is from RefSeq and is a predicted model, not a curated record.
AUGCUUGAUCCAAAAAUUUUGUUACUUGGCUCUGGUUUCGUUGCUGGUCCCACAGUAGAAUAUAUUUUACGGAGACCAGAAAAUCAUUUGACUAUCGCGUGUAGACGUAUUGCAGCUGCUGAAGCUCUUGCCAAACAAUUUUCUCGAGCAAAAUCAGAAUCAAUAGAUGUUACAAAUGAGGGAGCACUAGAUGAGAUUGUUUCACGUCAUGAUCUGGUUAUUAGUUUGAUCCCAUAUACAAAUCAUCCAUUGGUUCUAAAAUCUGCAAUUAAAUUCGGAAAAAAUGUGGUCACAACUAGUUAUGUCUCUCCUGCUAUGAGAGAAUUUCAUGAUGCUGCUAUAGAAAAAAAUUUGACCAUAUUAAAUGAAAUUGGUCUCGAUCCUGGUAUUGAUCAUUUAUAUGCGGUGAAGACAAUAAAUGAAGUUCACGAAGCUGAUGGAGAAAUUAUAUCCUUCAUUUCUUAUUGUGGUGGUUUACCAGCUCCAGAAUGUUCUAAUAAUCCUCUUGGAUAUAAAUUUAGUUGGUCAUCUCGUGGUGUUUUAUUGGCAUUACGAAACAGUGCUAAAUUUUAUCAAGAUGGAAAGAUUGUUGAAAUUCCUGGAACUGAAUUAAUGUCAUCUGCGAAACCAUAUUUUAUAUAUCCAGCUUUUGCUUUUCUAUGUUACGCUAAUCGGGAUUCUACACCUUUUAAAGAAUAUUAUAAUAUUCCAGAAGCUCAAAAUAUUGUUAGAGGUACAUUAAGAUAUCAAGGUUUUACGGAUUUCGUUAAAGUAUUAGUUAAGAUUGGUUUAUUAGAUGAUUCAAAUCAAAAUUAUUUGCAUUUCAAUUCACCGGAAAUUACUUGGAGAGAAGUUAUUGCCAAAGUGCUUAAUACAUCAAACAAUACAGAAGAUGAAUUAAGGAAAGCUAUCAAAUCCACUAUAGCAGAAAAUGAAAUAAGCAAAGAUGAAAUUGAAAGAAUUCUUAAAGGAUUUAAAUGGCUUGGAUUAUUUUCAGAUAAACCAAUUCGUCGUUGUGGUACAUUACUUGAUACUUUGUGUGCUACAUUAGAGGAAAAAAUGCAAUAUGAAGAAGGAGAACGUGAUAUGGUUAUCCUUCAACAUAAAUUUGAAAUUAAAUUAAAAGAUGGCACAAGGGAAACUUGGACAUCGACAUUAUUGGAAUAUGGAAAACCACCAGGACCAUCCGCAAUGUCUACAUUGGUUGGGAUACCAUGUGGUAUUGCUGUUCAAUUAAUAUUAGAUGGUGUGAUUAAGAAGAGAGGUGUUUUGGCACCUUAUACACCAGAAAUUAUUAAUCCUAUUAUUGCAGAAUUAGAAAAGGAAGGAAUUAAAGUCAAAGAAGAAAAGUUAUAA